Molecule: messenger RNA, 7917 nt
Organism: Cinara cedri
Lineage: Eukaryota; Metazoa; Arthropoda; Insecta; Hemiptera; Aphididae
Source: the annotation of a GenBank genome assembly
UGAGGAUAUUUACAAUAUGAAACGUGUCAAUAUUAGGAUACUGUCGAAUAAUUUACUUACAAACAGCUGCUGCCUGCUUGUCUGUUUUACACUGCAUAGGAUAGUACCUGUAGCUAUAGUAUUAUUAAAAUAAAGGUAAUUUGUGCCGUAUUAUAGAUACCUAUAAUCACUAAUCAAUGCGUCACCAGUUGUAUUUUUCAUCAGCGACAUAUGGUAUGAAGCAAAAAUUAUUUACUUAUCUACUAUAGUCUAUAAUCUUAUAGUAAUAACUUAUUAACAAUAUUGUACUUAUCUGCAUACAUUUUGGUUCACAAGUUCGCCAAGUUAACAUUUAUUAUUUAACACAUAUCUACGUAGGUAAAUUAGCAAUUGUACGAAGAUAGUACAAAGAUGUAUGAAGAUCUUGGAUAGCUGGUCUCGUUUAGACCGUUGUGCCAUAGUCCCAUGACCAACGCUUAAAGAUAUAUAGUUUGCUAUGCGACGCAAAUACUUUUUUAAUUUAAUUGAUGGACAAAAUUGUUUCUUUGUGACUUUCUAACAAAUCGACACAUUCAUUACCAAAAUCCUGGCCAUAGAAUACAGCGCCAUAAUUUCGAUGAGACUGUGGCUAAAUUCAAAUACUGUAUUAUAUUUAUUAUUAUUCUGUGGUAAUAUUUAUACACCAUACCUAGCAAAAGAAAUAAUAUUUUGAUAAAUUGCGGCUAUGAACGGCACGAAUUAAAAUUAUCUUAGUUCAUGAUUGCAGCUUAUAUUUUAUUGUGACCUCAGUUAUCUACGGCAGAUAACUGUGAUAGUGACAAAAUGACAUCGAACUUUCAAAAGUCUAUAUUUUUAUAAAAUGAUUUCAGAAAUUCAAAAUACUACAUAUUUUAAUCUCAUAUAUUAAGUAUGUAUUUAUUGUGCAUUUAUGUGUAAACUUUGAUUACUGAUUUACCUAUAACAAAAUUUCUACAUUAACACUUUAUCAUACAUUUAUUUUCCAUGAUAUUAUUAUCAGUUUCAUGGAACGACUCGACGUGUGUAAUCAGUAGAUAUUCGCCGGAUGACGUCGUAAUGGUUUUAUAAAUUAAUAAUUAUAAUAAUCUUUAAAUUUUUCGAUACUAAACGAAGUUAUUUGAUAUAAUUGUUGCGCUAAUAGUUUGGCGUCGAUUGUUCAGUAGUCUUCAAGAAAUUUCGUUUUUUUUAGUGUGCACUUACAAUUUAAAUUUUUGGUCUUUUUCUUACCAGUUAUCGUAUCCUGAUGUUACAUUCAGCAUAGCAUUUAUAGUAUAAUGAAUCAAAAGUACCGGAAGAUAUUUACUAAUAAAUUAUUUUUACUACUUUUUUCUUAUGUGAGUAUACCUACCUACAUUUCAUCAAAGUUGAAUUAUCUAUUAUAAUUUAAAUAAUUAAAUUAUUUUUUAUGUUUUGAAAUAAAGGUUUAUUUGUUCAGUAACUUAGCAAGUGGAAAUGCUGUUCAACUUAAUAGCCAAAAUAUUGACAUGACAUUGGGUAAUUUAAUUUAGAUAUUAUAGAUAAUUAUUUUCUUUAAAUCUUUAAGUACACUUAUAAUAUUUGUUUUCUUACAGUGAAAUUAUUUAUAUUUUUAAUUAUGGUGCAAAUGUAAUGAUUAGUACUAGGUAACUUUAAAAAUUAAAAAAAAAAAAAAAUUUAAUAUUAUAAUUUUAAUACAUAAUUUUUAUUAGUAGAUAAUUAAAUUUUUUUUAAAAUUUUUUUUAAUUUACUUUAUUUUUAGCAUCAAAUGAGUUGGUUAUAAUUAACUUUUAUGCUGAUUGGUGUCGGUUCAGUGGUAUUCUCGCACCAAUAUUUGAUGAAGCUGCUGGAAAAGUUUCUACACUUUAUCCAAAUCCGGGUAGAGUUGUGAUGGGAAAAGUCGACUGUGAUACUGAAAGUGAGUAAACAUUAUUUCGUAAUUAAUUAUAAUUAAUAUAUAUAUAUAUAUAUAUUUAUCUUAUAUAAAAAUUUUAAACUAUAUCAUAUAAAAUGUAACUAGUCAUUUUUGUACAUUUAUGUAGGUACCUAUUCAUAACUAGAAAUUGAAUUAAUACAACAUAUGCCAUUUUAAAUUGUAUAAGCACAAUAGUUUAUAAUAAUAAAGUACUUCAGUAUUUAAAAUACAUUUUAAAAUAAUUGUACACAUUAUUAUCAUCAGUGCCUUGUUGUUGUAAUCAAAACACUCUAUCACACUCUGCUUUCAUCAAGUGAAGUGAAAUAUAUUAAUUGAUAGAUGUCACUGAAGAAUUGUCUUGGUUUUUCGUCAGGUCGUUUCCCCAUAACUUCCCUCCAAUAUGUUGGUGACAAAUAUGUUGUGUCCUAGUAUAUGCUCAACUAGUUUCACUUUUCCUUUAAAUAUAGAAAAAAUUAUGCUUUUCACUCAUUUCCUGUAAGAUGGUGUCUUUUCUUUUUCUCUUUGACUAGCUCAUCUUCGCCAUUCUUCUCCACAAUCACAUCACUAUCACUUUCAACCUAUCUUUCUCAUACUUCUCUAUGGUUCAUGUUUUAUAUCCAUACAGUAAAAUACACCAGAUAUACAAUUUAAUGAAGCUCUUCCUAGUUUUAUUGUUUAAGUCUUUGUUUAUCAGUAAAGAUUUAUUUUGUUGAAUGCUUGUUUUGCUGAGGCUAUUCUUCUCUUUACUUCUUUUGUUGAAUUAUUAUUUUUUUGUAAUUAGAAUUCCUACAUUGAAAAAUAUUUUUUAUUGCUCAAUUACUUUAUCCUUAAUCUUGAUAUUAGAUGUAUUUUGUUGGUUUGAUUUGUUAACUAUAAGCAAAUUUGUUGUUGCAUUGAUCUUGAGAUAUGACUUUGUUAGUGUUGUGUCCAAGCAAUUCUGCAUGAGGUCUUAAUCUUCUUCAGACUAUUAACUUAAUGUCGUUGGAAAAACGGAUUGAGUGUAUUUCGUAGCCGUAUAUAUAUGCUAUUUGAGUUGAUUUUCAUCUCAUUUAUAGCAGCUUCGAUAAACAGGUGGAAUAAAUAGGGUGAGAGCAAACAUUCUUGUCUCUCUCCUUGUUUAAUAUUCACCUCUUCUAAGUAACCAUCUAGGAAUCUAUGACUGUAACUUUCUUUUUGUAUAAAUUAUAUUAUAUAAACCUCUUGUCUUUUCAAUCCAUCAAUCUAUAUCAGUAUUAUAGAGAAAUAUAAAAUUUAUAUAUAUUUGGUAAAUUAUAGGUAUUUAUUAGUAUACAAAUAAUGAUUUCAAUUUGUUAUUACUAAUAAUAGUAAAUGUAUUGUUUUACAAUUUGUUUGAUAUUAUAUUUCUUAUUUAUAAUAUCUAAUAAAUUUUCAACCAAAUAAAAGUGUAUUAAGAAAGUUAUUUAUUUUUUUAUUUAGUAGUGUAAACUACUUAAUGAAUCUGUCUGCCUGUUUGUCCAUAUGCGCUGUAUCUCAUACGUUCGCACAUUUUAGAAUAUGUUUUCCCUAAACGAUUAGUUAGAUUUUAAAGAAAGUCUCCAUUGUUUUUCAGUCCAUAUGGUGAUAUUGAAUGGAAUUAACUUUAUUUAUAUAAAUUAUUUAAUUAUAUGUAUGCAUAUAAUCAUUUAAAUAUCUAUGAUUAGUAAAUAUACUAAAUAUCCAUACACACACAGAAGACGUGCCUCUAGGUAAUAAUGGCGAGUAAGGAAGUAUAGAAGAGGGUGAGACAAGCUAAUGACUCAGAUGUUAGCCACUGGUGAUGCCACCGCUAUUGCGACUGGUAUAGACAAGACUCCCAUGACUGUUGGAUGGCAGUUAGGGUGUUUAAUAUCAGACUGGGGGGGAUGAAGUCCCUUCUGGUCUGUUAGUAAUUUUAAAAAAAAUAAGAAAAAAAAAAAAGUUAGGUAAUUAGGUUAUAUUUAUACUUAUGUGAUUAUUCUUGAAACAUUUGCAUAACAAUAAUAUUUUAUUGAUUUUGUUUUUAGCUUCCAUCGCAUCUAGAUUUCAAAUUACUAAAUAUCCUACAUUAAAAGUGUUGAUUAAUGGACAACCAGCCAAGAGAGAAUAUAGGGGGAAGCGAUCUGUUGAAGCUUUUGUUUCUUUUGUGCAAAAACAGCUUGAAGAUCCUAUACAAGAAGUAGCUAAUCUAGCUGUUUCAGCUGGCUCUGUAGAUGUAAGUUUAAUUAUUUUUAUAUGAAACUAUAUCUGCAUUUAUUGUCUAAUUAACGGGCAUUAAUGCAUCAUAGCAAAAUUAUUACUUUACUUAGAACAUAAAUUGUGGCGUUUAGAUUGAAAUUUGAGUUUAAGCACAAAUUACACGUUAAAAGGAGAAUAUGUCACUAUUUUUUUUAAAAAAUGUUUUUUCACAAAAAAAAAAAAAAAUAAAAUAAAUAAAUGAACUAACAUGAUUAACUUUUUUGUUUGACCAUAAUUUAGACAGAAAAUUGUCUUUGAAAAAUUGUAUUAUUCUUGUUUAAAUUCUAAUUUCAAUAUAAAUGCAUCAAUUUAUGUUCUAAGUUAUGUAAUUUUGAUUUAUUGCCAGUUAGUAAACCUCUUUUUAAACAAUUUAUGAAAAUUUAGUUUUGUAUUUGUAGGAAAAGGCAAGAGUUAUAAUUGGAUACUUUGAAAAUAAAGAUGUUUCAGAUUACCAAAUAUUUAGAAAAGUAGCUACUAAUCUCAAAGAUGAUUGUCGUUUCUUUGCUGGAGUUGGGUACUAAAACGUGUUUUUUAUUAUUUUAAAAUAUUUUUACUAACAUACUUUUAUUGUUAGUGAAUCAUUCCGUGCUAUGCAUCCGCCUGGUGAAACUAUAAUUGUAUUUAGACCAGACCGGGCAUCUCCAGAAAGUGAACAUCAUACAUUCAAAGGUAAUGCAUCUGAUUAUGAUUCGUUAAAUAUAUGGGCAACAGAUAAUUGCUUACCAUUGGUACGUGAAAUAACAUUUGAGAAUGCUGAAGAAAUCACAGAAGAAGGACUACCGUUCUUGAUAUUUUUUUAUCAUCCUGAUCAUGUUGAAUCUGUUAAGCUAUUUAAAGAUAUUGUUGGAAUGCAUUUAAUAAGUGAAAAACGUAAGUGUUAAUAUACCAUUGUAUGUUUAUUUUGUUACUAUAUGAUAAUAUUUCACAGAGCGUGUAAAUUUUUUGACGGCUGAUGGUAUUAAGUUUGCACAUCCAUUACAGCAUCUCGGGAAACAACAUACUGAUUUACCUGUAGUUGUCAUUGAUAGUUUCAAGCAUAUGUAUCAAUUCCCAGCGAAAAGCGAUUACAAAAAUCAUGAGCAUCUGAAAAAAUUUAUUGAUGACUUGUACUCAGGUAAACUACAUAGAGAGUAUCAUUUAGGUCCUCAGGACAUUUCUAAUCAAGAAUCUAGUCAAGAAAACAAUAACCAACCUGUUGCACAAACAUUGCCACCUGAAUCUACUUUCAAGAACCUAGCACCAUCAAAGAAUCGUUACACAUUAUUAAGAGACGAAUUAUAGCUCAACGAUACUAUGUGGCGUAUUGAACUAUAAUUGCCCGACAUAUAUUUUAAAUUAACAUGUUGAUGUCCAAGUUGAAUUAUUUUAUUUUUAUUUAUAUUUUAACACUCGUCAUUAAUAAUUACAUUAAUAUUAUUUAUCCCUCUAAAUAUUUAAAUUUGUUUUUCUGUUUUUUGUGUACCAAUUGUUUCAUUAUUAUCUUAAUGUUUUAUUUUGAUUGUCAUCUAAGGUGCUGGUAUUUGUUCAUAUUAUAUAGUAUUAGGCGCGGUGUUUAAAUAGCUGAAAUAGUUUCUGGCCACCAUAGAUUAUCUAUGCUAUCUGCGGCCAAAACGGCUAGACCAAUCGAGUAGGUAGAUACUUGACUGUUUAAGCAAUACGUCUAUUAUAUAUAUAUAUUAUUUGUCAACAAUUUUAUUGUUAUUCUAAUUCAUAGAAUAACAUCUGUUAUUUUGCCAUCCUGAUGCCUAUGCACAAUUAGCUAUUAAGUUAAUAAUACUGUUAAAAUAAAAUAGAUUGACCUUAAUAUAUAUAUAUAUAUAUAUUUUUUUUAAGAGUAUUUUUCUGAUAUCUAUAUGGGUUCUAAAUUAUGACUUUGAAUACUCAUUUUGUUAAUUUAAUGUUAUGUGUAGCGUUAAGUAUCAAAUUUGUAUAAUUGUAUGGUAUGUACUGAUUAAAAAAAAGGAUAUUCAUUUCGCGGAAUAGAUAACACUGUAAAUUCAGUUUUUGUCAAAUUUUAUAAAUUAUUGUUAAGAAAUUUAAAUAAAUUUCCAAAACUACAAUCAAGCAUUAAAAAUAAAUUUAAUAAACUUUUUUAGAUGCGUAUUAAUAAUACUAUCCUAAUAUUAUAUAUAUAUAUAUAUAUAUAUAUAUAUAUAUAUAUGAUUAUUAAUUAAUUAGAAUAAUACGCAUGGACAUAUAAUAUAUUAUUAUAUGUCUAUGAUAAUACACAUAUUUAUUUUGAUAAUCACUGAUAUGAAAUUGUAUACAAGGUGAACACAUUGCUUAGUUUGUUUUCUUAUAAAAGUAUUUAAUAUAAUAUAUGUAAACUUUAAAUCAGCAGUUUUUAAACUGUAGUAUAUAUACCACUGGUGAUCAUGGUAGGCAACAUGAUGGCAUGCAGGCCACAUGGCUGGUAGUAUGGAAAAUGAAUAAAUACAUAUUUGUAAUAAUGUUUUUAAUGAAUUAAAUAUUUAUAUUUUGUAUACAUUUUGUUUAAAAAUUAAAAAAAUUCUUUAUACAUAAUUAUAUUGUAUUUUACUGUAUUAUUUUGAUUUUUAAAUAAAUGAAUUGAAAUGUUGAAUAGUUCAAGUACUUGACAGAUCUAUAAUACACAUAAGUGGUUCAUGAAAAAAUAAUGUUUGAAAACCUCGGGUUUAAAUUGUUUUAUAUGAGUAUUGAAAAUUAAUAAAUUUAAAUUAUGAUUUUGAUCAGAUUAUUAAUAUAAUAUAACUUUGUAUAAUUUUAUUUUUCAGAAAUUAUUAAUUUCGAUAAAAAGUUAUAAAAUUGUAAAAAUAAAUAUUGUUCUACAAAACUUAUUUUAUUAGUACAAAAGUAUACAAAAUAUGGAACAAUAUUAAAACCUUACUAUAAUGACAAUACCGAAUGUAUAUAAUGAUAAUACCUAUCAGGUUGACAGAGCUCAAAAUUAGGAGGCCAGGUUUGGAAUCUGACAAGAUUCACUCACUUGCCAGAUGAUUGCUCUAUUUCUGAAAUACCACAAUGCUACUAUUAUUUUCACUAGACUUAAUGGACGAAUAUAACGUACACUAAUACGGUUUAUAAGUCAUAACUUUUUAAAAUUUUUGUCUGAAUGUUUAUCUCAAACUGUGACUGUAUAUAAUUCAGUAAAAUAAUAAAAUAAUAAAGUAAAAACAAAAUUAUUAAAUUGUUAAUACUCGUAAAUAAAUAUAUAAAUGAAUAAUUAUGUCGCCUGGAGUAUCAAGAUAUGUGUAUUGUACGAUCGGUUUCAAAUUAAAAAUUCAUCAGGAAAUCACAAAAUCAAAAAUGUAAAAACGCAAUUGAAUAUGAACAAAUAAAUGAAGGAAUGUAUAGAAAAAAAAUAUAAAAAUAGAUCAUUUUAUAUGGAAAUAAUUUAUUUGAAUAUUUAACAAUUAAGAGAGAUUAUUUAAAAUGAGUUAUUAGACAUAAAUACAUAGGUGGCCAAAAGUCGCGCAACGCCUACCGUCUUGCAUGGAACGCGCGUUACGGUGCAGUUUCUCCCUCCACGUAGUUUCCGUUACGUCAUAUUGCAACUUUGGUCUCGUUAUCUUGUUUACGUACAACAACAGCAAGGUUUAUAAGAAAACAACAUAUUUAACACAACAGUUUUAUAAAAACUGUGUUGCAAAUUUGUUGCGCGACUUUUGGCCACCUCUGUAUAUUAAAAAAAUGUAAUUAUUUGGUUAUUAUUUUUCAUCAUCUAAAAUGUAUUGAUAUAAGAUAUUAUUUUUAAAAUCGGUUUUGUAAAUUUAAAAUAUUAAAAUUAUUUUUCUUUAUUUCAUUGUGUAUGUGCAAUUCUUUUAAAACUGAAUUAA